This is a messenger RNA of Panicum virgatum (switchgrass), 1782 nucleotides long. RefSeq names its product anthocyanidin 3-O-glucosyltransferase-like. NCBI's taxonomy places the organism in Eukaryota, Viridiplantae, Streptophyta, Magnoliopsida, Poales, Poaceae. Bases 45 to 1472 code for a protein of 475 amino acids. Gene Ontology annotation, molecular function: UDP-glycosyltransferase activity. The transcript has 3 exons. The record is from RefSeq and is a predicted model, not a curated record.
CAGGGCACCCAACGACACCGGCCUAUUGCGUUGAACCGCCCGCGAUGGCGCUCGCUGUGUCCUCCCCGGCGCCGCACGUGGCCGUGGUAGCGUUCCCGUUCAGCUCCCACGCGGCGGCGCUGUUCACCAUCGCGCGCGCGCUGGCCGCCGCCGCGGCGCCCGUGGGGGCCACACUCUCGUUCCUCUCCACCGCGGGCUCCAUCGCGCGGCUCCGCGGGGCGGCCGGCGCCGAGCUCCCGGGGAACCUGCGCUUCGUGGAGGUCCCGGACGGCGCCGGGACGCCCGCGGCGAAGGGGCCCGUGCCGGUGCCGAUGCCGCGGAAGAUGGAGCUGUUCAUGGCCGCCGCGGAGGCUGGCGGGGUGAAGGCCGGGCUGGAGGCGGCCCGCGCCGCGGCGGGCGGUGCUAGGGUGAGCUGCGUGGUCGGGGAUGCGUUCGUGUGGCCCGCGGCGGAGGCGGCCGCUGCGGUGGGGGCGCCGUGGGUGCCGGUGUGGAUAGCCUUGUCGUCCGCGCUCCUGGCGCACCUCCGAACCGACGCGCUCUGGGCGGACGUCGGCGACCAGGCCGCGAGCAGGGCCGACGAGCUGCUGGUCUCGCACCCGGGCCUUGGCAGCUACCGCGUCAGCGACAUCCCCGACGGCGUCGUCUCCGGCGAUUUCGACUACGUCAUCAGCCGCCUCCUCCACCGCAUGGGGCAGCUCCUCCCGCGCGCCGCCGCCCCCGCCGUGGCGCUCAACACCUUCCUGGGCCUCGACCCGCCCGACGUCACCGCGGCCCUCGACGAGACGCUCCCGAACUGCCUCCCGCUCGGCCCCUACCACCUCCUCCUUCCCGAGGACACAACCGCCGCUGCGUCGCCAGCAGCCGGCGACCCGCACGGCUGCCUCGCCUGGCUGGACGCGCACCCGGCGCGCUCCGUGGCGUACGUAAGCUUCGGCACGGUGGCGUCGCCGCGCCCCGACGAGCUCCGCGAGCUGGCGGCGGGACUGGAGUCCUCCGGCGCGCCGUUCCUGUUGUCCCUGCGCGAGGACUCGUGGCCGCUCCUGCCCGCGGGGUUCCUGGCCCGCGCCGCGGCCGGUGGCGCCGGAUCCGGGCUCGUGGUCCCCUGGGCGCCGCAGGUGGCCGUGCUGCGCCACGAGUCCGUGGGCGCGUUCGUGACACACGCCGGGUGGGGGUCGGUGCUGGAGGCCAUGUCCAGCGGCGUGCCCAUGGCGUGCCGCCCCUUCGUCGGGGACAACCGGAUGAUCGCGCGGUCUGUGGCGAGCGUGUGGGGGAUCGGUGCGGCGUUCGAGGGCGCCACGAUGACGCGCGCCGGGGUGGCCGCCGCCGUGGGGGAGCUGCUGCGCGGGGAGGAAGGGGCGAGGAUGAGGGCCAGGGCGCAGGAGCUGCAGGCCGCGAUGGCCGCGGCGUUCGCGCCUGGCGGCGCGUGCAGGAGGAACUUCGACAAGUUCGUGGAGAUAGUCUGUCGCGUGUGAACUCCUGUUGCCGGAUUCGUACCUGUUGUCGGCCGGUCGAACUGUUUACGUAUUCAGAGGUGCCUGUACGGAAAUCCAAUAAGACGAUCGCGCGCUACGUGGCUUCGUGGCGCGCGACGUUGCCUGUCUCCCAUGUGAUAGCCAACUUAAUAAUUUGCUUUCUUCUUUUCCUUUCCUUUUUUUUUUUGCUUUACGCUCUGUAAUAGCAUGUGUCAUCAUUUGUUUUUAGAUUUUCUCUUACCUUCUAUUAUGUUUUCUCUGGUGAAGUUCUCUUGACAUCUAUUUUAUGAAAAUCGUGCUAAGCAAAAUA